UAGUGGACCACACGACACCGGAAGCUGUUUCAACAACACGGAUGCUGACUCAUUCAACCACCUCCGUAGCCUGGUAGCCAACAAACAACCGAAAACAUUGAAGCUCUUUGGACCAUUUUUGAUCUCGGUGUUUUUAACACAAUCCUCUUUACGUAUCUACUAUUUAACUUAGGCGUAACUUGUUUGCUCAAUUUACACAUUUGUUGAUUAUACUGAACCUAAGCUAAUCGUCAAUGCUAGCUAGCCCACCAUGAGCUCUCCAAGCUACUCUCCUCCUGCUAAAGAAGAGGUCUGCUGGACGGAGAAAGAGGGUCUGUGGCUGAACGUUGUCGUGAAAGAAGAGGGGGAAGAGGAGGAAGUUUCCGUAAAAGGAGAGGAAGAUGCUUUCAGAAUGAAAGAGGAGGAAGAGGAGGCUAUCAGUAUCACGUUUAAAGAAGAGGGAGAACCUUUUGGAGUGGGAGAGGAGGCUAUCUCAAUAAAAGAGGAGGAGGAAGACGUUUGGAGAGACGAAGAGGGAGAGGAAGAGGAGACUGAAGAUCUGAUUAACACCAGAGAGAGACGGGACUACCGUGGGUCCUCUGGGGAGCCUCAACAACCUCAUGAUGCUGACAAGGCAGAGAAGAGUCUCUCCACAUCAGAACACCUCAAGAAACACCUGCAGAGAUCCACAGGGAAGAAACCUCACUGCUGCUCUGAUGGUGGGAAGAGAUUCACCUCCCCAGCAGGCAUUAAAAUUCAUCAGAGAAUCCACACAGUAGAGAAACCUUAUAGCUGUACUCAAUGUGGGAAGAGUUUUACUCAUUCAACCAGCCUGAUAUCACACCAGAGAACACACACAGGAGAGAAAUCUUAUAUCUGUAGCUGUGGUAUAUGUGGGAAGCGUUUUACUCGGCUAAGCAGCCUGAUGUCACACCAGAGAACACACACAGGAGAGAAACGAGAGAAACCGUAUAGCUGUGAUGAAUGUGGGAAGAGUUUUUAUACAUCUUGCCAUCUUAUUGUACACCAAAGAACACACACAGGAGAGAAACCGUAUAGUUGUACUCAGUGUGGGAAGAGUUUUUUUACAUCUAGCAAUCUGAAGAGGCACCAGAGAACACACACAGGAGAGAAACCUUUUAGCUGUACUCAAUGUGGGAUGAGUUUUACUCAGCUAAGCAACCUGAUAUCACACCAGAGAACACACACAAUAGAUAAACCUUAUAGCUGUCAUGAAUGUGAGAUGAGUUUUAUUAGCCUAAGCAGCCUGAUGUCACACCAGAGAACACACACAGGAGAGAAACUUUAUAGCUGUACUCAAUGUGGGAAGAGUUUUAAUACAUCCAGCAUUCUGACUAGACACCAGAGAACACACACAGGAGAGAAACCGUUUAGCUGUGAUCAAUGUGGGAAGAGUUUUGCUACAUCUGGCCAGCUGACUUCACACCAGAUAACACACACAAGAGAGAAACGUUAUAGCUGUGAUCAAUGUGGGAAGGGUUUUGUUCAAUCUGGCAAUCUAAAAGUACACCAGAGAAUACACACAGGAGAGAAAUCGUAUAGCUGUAAUCAAUGUGACAAGAGAUACUCUAAUAAAAGGUGUCUGAUCAAACAUCAGAAAAUACAUGAAGGAGUUGUUUCAUGAUAUCAAUGAAAUAAUGUCACAAUGUAGAAUGUUUUAACAUUGUAGUAGGAGUAUUUUAAUGAUGUCACAAUGUAGAAUGUUUUAACAUUGUAGUAGGAGUAUUUUAAUGAUGUCACAAUGUAGAAUGUUUUAACAUUGUAGUAGGAGUGUUUUAAUGAUGUCACAAUGUAGAACCCUAAAUGUUUGUCCCCUGUUCUAUUGAUUUCAACAUGAUAUGGAUAUUAGCCUCAGGGGGAAAAUCCAGGCUCUGAAUUGGAAGAGUACUAUUUAUGUGAUUUAACAAAAAGUGACUAACACAAAAAGAGCUGUGUUACACUUACCACUUUGGUGACCCACUUGAAUCAAAAUGCAACACCUCAAAAUGUAGCGAGCUGUUUUCUACAAAUUGUCCUCUAAUCAGGGAUGUACACAUUACUCCCAGAUUCUGUGUGGUUUUUGAGCUGUUAGUUUUAACAGGACGUGCAACCUCAUCUCCCUACUCUCGCACAACUGAUUUCAACAUAAUAGCGAUGAGUGAUGACAAAUAAGUGUUGCGUUCCUUUGUUCAGCGUCCCCUACAUUUAAAUUCAUUACUCCAAUAUGUAGCUGACUGUCUUCUGCAGGUUGUCCUCUAACCAGUGAGGUGAAAUAUAUCUCCCAUUUCCGUGUGUUUUUUUAGUUGUGUCAACAUCACGUACAUCCUGAUUUCCCCCCUAAUCGAUAUCAGUGAUUUAUACAUAUUACUUUAUGUUCUAUAUUAUACAUACAAUACAUAUGAACAGACGUUUGGUUUUGAUAUUUCAUAUUUCCAAUUCAUAAUGAUUGUUAUGUAUAAAAUAUAUCUCCCAUUUCCAUGUGUUUUUUUAGUUGUGUUAGUUUCAACAGCAUGAACAACCUGAUUUCCCCCCUAAUCGAUAUCAGUGUUUUAUUGCUACUUGUCAAAACAACAGGGUUUUUGGUGCUUGUGUCCAUUGUGAGGACAACUUGGUUUCUGAUUGUCUCAAGUUUGGCCAGUCAAAAAGAUUUGUGUUUUGUGUUUAGCCAGUGCGUUCCCUGGAUCACAAAUUAUUUUGAGUUUCCGUAUUAGAGAUAAGUUAUGUUUGGGCUCAUUCCAAGGGGACGAGAGUUCCUAGAAGCUAGUGAGUUUUAGGAAGAGAAAAAUACACUUUAUUGUUCAUGUUUUUAUAUGUGAAGGUGAAGCAUUGUAGUUGAUUAUAAUGUGAAAUGGAAGUUGUUUUCAAGGGGACGUAGGAUGUAUCUGAUGUAUCUUUUACAGCAGACAGUAUCUGCUGUAAAAACAGUACUCUUUGUGUAGAGACCAGGGUCUGGCCCUGGGGUCAUCUCUCCCUGGUACCAUAUAGAACAGAAACAUUAACUCAUGCUCUGGAAUGCGGUCUCUUCAGGUUUUAUCACCCAAAAUACAUUGCAAAUCUCCUGUCAGUGUUAUCGUUCCAAGGGGAGGAGAGUCCUAGAAGCUAGUGGGGGAAAAAUACACUUUUUCUUGUUUUUAAUUGUUGAUAGCCAGUAGACACCAUGUUUAUAUUGGUGAAGAAUUGUAGUUGAUUAUAAUGUGAAAUGGAAGUUGUUUUCUGUUGGUGGUGCACAUUCUUUUAAGGUGUUAGUCUUUGGUUUUUCCAUUUAUGAUUUGAGGUUGGACUUUAGCACGUAUAGCUCGUUAGCACGUAGGACGCACUGAUUGGUGUCACCUCGUUAGUCAGUAUGUGUUACACCUGUGAUGGCUUGUCCAUCUCGUUAGUGGGAAGGUGUUUCACCUGAGCUGGUCCAGGUUAUAUUUAAAAGUGUCUGGCCCAGUGCUCCAGUUGUCUUGAUAGAUGUGGAGAGUCAACACCUUUAGUUGCGCUACCUUUUUGGUUUGCUUCCUGUCUUUAAGUUUGUUGUAGGUUUUUCUUUUGUUUGCCUCUUCUUGGGCAGAUUUAGUGAGUCUCAUGGUGGGUGUCUUUUAGGUCCCAGUUGUUGUUACUAGUCAACUUUCAAUGGACACCCCAUAGUGUCUUUCAGAACCCCUCCUAAAAAACAAGCUUAUAUUUUGGGUUGGAUAUUGCAUCCAAUUAGUGUUUUAAUCAAUGGCAUUUCCUUAGAAUGCUCAUUGGUCUUUCAGUUGUUAAUCUUCUGUUUUUUUUAUCCUGUUAUUUUUGUUUACCAAGUAUUUCUGUUUAUUUUCAUUGUUUUCUCCUGUGAAGCCAUUGUGUUGCAUCCAUGUCUGAAAUGUGCUGUAUAAAUAAAGGUUGAUUUGAUUUCAAAAAAUGAACUCAAUGACUGACCAAUCAACAGACUCUUGGUCCAUCUUAGCAUGAAAAACAGUAUCAAUCCCACUUUUCCAGCCUGCUGAAGGCGUGGUGGAGUGGUAAACACCACCCCCGGCUCUACCAGGGGCUCUAGGUGGUCUCCCACAGCUCUGCUGGUGGAGUGGUAAACACCACCCCCGGCUCUACCAGGGGCUUGAGGUGGUCUCCCACAGCUCUGCUGGUGGAGUGGUAAACACCACCCCCGGCUCUACCAGGGGCUUGAGGUGGUCUCCCACAGCUCUGCUUAUGUCAUGUUCUGUGGCCUUGCCGUUCCUUUUCUUGACUGCCCCUGCAACACAGAAAGAAACACAUUUAGUCAUAAAACACUCAAAGUAAUGGAUAUGGAGCAUCUAUGGCCUCAGUUACACCUGGCACCUAAAUGUGACUUCUGUCAUCUGAUCACUCCAAGCUGAAUUAGGUUCAGAUCUACCAGGAUGGGCCUUUGACAGUCUGGACGCAGUCAGGUCACCACAUAAAAAUAAGCAAUGUAAAGAGAUGGGGUGAAUGAGUGGGGAAAAGUACAUUCUAUACAAAUGACCUUCAUAAUAACAAUCAACUAAUGUGUGUGCCUGAGGGGAAAUUAACUUUCCUACUGCCAAAAUGGGUGAGAAAUUACACCAAAACCAGUGGACAAUUUGCACUGCUGCUGAAAAACAUCACAGCAUGAUGUUGCCAUGACCACCGCUUCACCGGGAUGGUACCGAUUUUCUCCAGACAUGACACAUGACAUUCAGGCCAAAGAGUUGGUUUAAUCAGACCAGAGAAUCUUGUUUCUCAUGGUUAGAGUCCUUUAGGUGCCUUUUGGCAAACUCCAAGCGGGCUGUCAUGUGCCUUUUACUGAGGAGUAGCUUCCGUCUGGUCUCUACCAUAAAGGCCGGAUUUGUUGGAGUGCUGCAGAGAUAAUUGUCCUUCUGGAAGGUUUUCCCAUCUCCACAGAGGAACUCUGGAGCUCUGUCAGAGUGACCAUCGAGUUUUUGGUCACCUCCUUGACCAAGGCCCUUCUCCCCCGAUUUCUCCGUUUGGCCCGGGCAGCCAGCUCUAGGAAGAGUAAUGGUGGUUCCUAACUUAUUUCAUUUAAGAAUGAGGGCGGACACUGUGUUCUUGGGGACCUUCAAUGCUGCAUACAUUUUUUGGUACCUUUUCUCCAGAUCUGUGCCUCAACACAUUCUUGUCUCAGAGCUCUACGGACAAUUCCUUUGACCUCAUGGCUUGGUUUUUGCUCUGACAUGCACUGUAAACUGUGGGACUUUAUAUAGACAGGUGUGUGCCUCUCCAAAUCAUGUCUAAUCAAUUGAAUUUACCACAAGUGGACUCCAAUCAAGCUGGAGAAACAUCUCAAGGAUGAUCAAUGGAAUCAGGAUGCAUCUGAGCUCAAUUUCGAGUCUCAUAGCAAAGGGUCUGAAUACUUAAGUAAAUACAUUUGCCAGAAUGUUUACAAACCUGUUUUUGGUUUGUCAUGAUGUGGUAUUGUGAUGUCAUUAUGGGGUAUUGUGAUGUCAUUAUGGGGUAUUGUGAUGUCAUUAUGGGGUAUUGUGUGUAGAUUGAUGAGGGGAAAAAUAUUCCAUUUUAGAAUAAGGCUGUAAAGUAACUGAAUGUGGAAAAAGUGAAGGGGUCUGAAUACUUAACGAAUGCACUGUAUACAGCUGGCAGAGUUUUCUACCAUUGGCAGUUUUGUACACAGUCACGUGAUACGUGGUAUAGAAAUGUCCAAUCAUAGGAGAGUACAUGGGAGGCACUAUACUGUGUGUCUGCAGGUGUCUAUCUGGUCAAAACCACUGAUACAGGUGCCCCUCCACCCUCUGGUGGGAUGGAUCAUGUCUACAGAGACACCUAGAUUCAAAUACUUAGAUUUGUGUGUAUUGGGUUGUGAAAUUGUUAGAUAUUACUUGUUAGAUAUUACUGCACUGUCGGAGCUAGAACCACAAGCAUUUCACUACACCCACAAUAAUAUCUGCUAAACACGUGUAUGUGACCAAUAAAAUGUUAUUUGAUUUGAAAUAAACGUCCUAUUUAUCAAAGGUG
Molecule: messenger RNA, 5931 nt
Organism: Salvelinus fontinalis (brook trout)
Lineage: Eukaryota; Metazoa; Chordata; Actinopteri; Salmoniformes; Salmonidae
Product: zinc finger protein 501-like
Exons: 2
Coding region: 251-1624 (457 amino acids)
Source: RefSeq, a predicted model, not a curated record